GCCGCCUCGCUCGGACCAGCCGGCCGUGCAGCUGCAAACCUUGUGUGUGUCGGGGCCACGGCGUUAGUAUGUGACUACCAUCGGGGUCAGACCACAGAUCGUCCUGGAAGCAGAACUUCCGAAGGCUCCGUCCAUGAGCCCAGAGACCGGGAGUGAAAGAGGUCCAAGAUGUCUGAACUCUUUAUGGAGUGUGUGGAGGAGGAGCUGGAGCCGUGGCAAAAACAAGUUCCUCAAGUUCACCUAAUCGAUGAUGAUGACGACGAGCCCAUCUUUGUUGGAGUGCUCUCCAAUAAUGAAAAAGAUGAUAAAGUUAACCCCGCGCCUCGUCUGAAGAACAGUGCAUUGACUCAGAAAAUAAAAUCCCCUUCUCCUCAAUCCAUUGCUGGUCCCUCACCGAUGGUGCUGCCGCUGAAUGUUCCCGCAGCAAAAACUGCAUCACCCACCCUGACGUCAAUGACUCCGCAGCCUGUUAUAGUUAAUAAUCAGGGGUUCAUUGUUGCUUCUCCACGAUUGGCAAACAACAACGACCUUAUCGCUGCUCUUGGGGCACAGUAUCCCCCUGGAACAUCUUUUACAAUCGUACCAGCCCCUCAGUCACAAAUUUUACAGCAGGUCUCUCCAACCUCCGUGAUACCAGGAGGGGUCCACAGGCCUCAGGUCCAACAAAUUAAGAACAACGUGGUGACGUUGUCUAAUGUCCAGAGCCCUGCCAUGUAUUCGACGCAGUCUGGGCAUCAGCAGCUGAAACGGUUCAACUCUCAGACUCUGCAGGGCAUUUCAGUGAAGCCUGUGUCUGUGACGGACAACAGCAUCAACAAAAAUAAACGGGGGUUGACGUCACAAGACGUAGAUAAUGUUGUGAAGAAAGCGAAGCUGGAUUUUACUCCGGGAAAAGUACCCGUCAGAGUGGAAAACGGAAUCGCAAAGAAAAACUGUCCCAAUUGUCAAGAAGAGUUUCUGUCAGAGGAAUCCCUCAAGUUUCAUAUAAUGUGCUGCCGUGGGAUUGUGGCAAGUCAACCUCCGUCAGCCCCGAACACGGGUCCGAACAAGCUCGUCAUGCUGGUCGCAGAUUUCUACUAUGGCCGCUUCGAGGGAGAUCCGAGAAAAAUGGAGGCGCAAAAAACCAACACCACGUUCAAAUGCCAAAGCUGUUUAAAAGUUCUCAAAAAUAAUAUCAGGUUCAUGAACCACAUGAAACACCACCUGGAACUGGAAAAGCAGAACAGUGAGAGCUGGGAAAGCCACACAACCUGCCAACACUGCUACCGCCAGUACAUGACUCCGUUCCAGCUGCAGUGCCACAUCGAGAGUGCUCACAGCCCGAUUGAAUCUCCAACUAAUUGUAAGAUCUGCGAGCUGGCGUUUGAGUCAGAGCAGGUGUUGCUGGAACACAUGAAGAACAACCACAAACCCGGUGAAAUGCCUUACGUCUGCCAGGUGUGCAACUACAGGUCAUCUUUCUUCUCAGAAGUGGAAACGCAUUUCCGGAGCGUCCAUGAAAACACAAAAGACCUGCUCUGUCCCUUCUGUCUCAAAGUUGUUCGAUCCUGUCAUUCGUACAUGCAACACUACAUGAAACAUCAGAAUAAAGGGAUCCAUCGAUGUGGCAGGUGCAGACUGAAUUUCCUCACCUACAAGGAAAAAAUCGACCACAGGACUCGCCUUCACAAGACGUUCAGGAAACCCAGAGCUCUGGAGGGUCUUCCUCCGGGUACAAAGGUGACGGUCCGAGCCUCCCUCACAGGGAAGGGACAAUUAUCAGAUUUAUUGUCCCCUGAUCUGUCCAGUAUAACCAUCAGCACAGAGCCGACAGGUACCCCCCUGUUCAAACCCCCUGCCAUCGUGUCCAAAGCUAAAACGAACAACUCCGGAGCGAAAAAAUCCAAGGACAAAAUGGAUCAGAACAAGAAACAACAGCGUCGGCUCUCCAAAAACAACCUGGCACUCAGGAAUCUGAGGGCUGAAGGGGAGCGCCACACGUGCAUCGAGUGCAACUCCGAGGUCGACCACUUCUUUUCACAUUUUCCGAUCCUCUCACAUUGUGGCGCGUGCCGCUAUCAGACGAGCUGCAAAGUUUCCAUUGGGAAUCACAUGAUCAAAUUUCAUAGUACCAUCACCAAACAGAGGUUUUUGAAAAUGGAUCAGCAAAAAAAGUCACCGGCAGUAAGAUUAACCCUCAUCUGUCUCAACUGUGACCUCCUCGUCGAUGCGUGUGGUGGUGAUCUAAUGACUAAACAUUUAACUGAUGAACCAAGUCACAUCUGCCAAGUCAUCCAGGAAAUGGAUGUAAAAGCUCAAGAUAAAGAUCAAAUCAAACCGCAUCUUCAACAGCAAGCAUCAUCCCAACUGACGACAACUCUCCUGAAAACAGAACCUGCUAAAACACAAAACGAAACUGAUUUGAAAACAGCUGAAAGUGCAACUUCUGCUGAUGUUGGGCAGCCGGAGUCUGAGCUGAAGGUGUCAUCAGGUGAUCAGGAAGAGGAUUCAGCAGAAAUGCACGCCUCUGAGGGACGAGAAGAGUUGAUGCAGUCGUUGCCGCCUGCCGUGUCGACUUCUUGUUCAUCAGAUUCAGGUUUAAAUCUCUCUGAAGAAUCUGAGGGUCAUUUAGGAUCAGCCGAAGGUCUCUGAUGGUUUUUCAGAUCAAGCAGCUGGAGAAAUAAAAACACUAAACUAUACUGAAUCUGAACCUUGGUGCUUUUAUUGUA
Nematolebias whitei (Rio pearlfish) is the source of this 2708-nucleotide messenger RNA. RefSeq names its product zinc finger protein 280D (gene znf280d). Gene Ontology annotation, biological process: regulation of DNA-templated transcription. The record is from RefSeq and is a predicted model, not a curated record. Lineage: Eukaryota; Metazoa; Chordata; Actinopteri; Cyprinodontiformes; Rivulidae. The transcript is spliced from 18 exons. The coding region runs from base 169 to 2631 and encodes 820 amino acids. Gene Ontology annotation, molecular function: RNA polymerase II cis-regulatory region sequence-specific DNA binding; DNA-binding transcription factor activity, RNA polymerase II-specific.